Anopheles stephensi (Asian malaria mosquito) is the source of this 814-nucleotide messenger RNA. RefSeq lists its product as uncharacterized. Bases 75 to 716 code for a protein of 213 amino acids. NCBI's taxonomy places the organism in Eukaryota, Metazoa, Arthropoda, Insecta, Diptera, Culicidae. The record is from RefSeq and is a predicted model, not a curated record. The transcript is spliced from 3 exons.
CAGUGUCGAAGCAGUGAACGGAUUACGCGUGGGACUGAACUAAUCCUAGCUUAGUAGGAGCCAAACAGAGCUAAAUGGCAAUUCGAAGCCUCGGGAGGCUCACAGGACUGGGUCGUGCAAUACUAUUUCUUUGUGCAGCGUCUGUACAUUGCAUCGAUAACUUUAAAACCAGAUCAUCCAUUCAAGACAGUGCUGACCGCUGGAAGGGAAAUGAGGUUCCGACCUCCGGGUCCAGCUUGUGGACACCCGAAUACUAUGAUGGUCCAGAUGCAUACAAAAAAGAUUUCAUAACAUCAAACUACGAUGAUAAAUACUCGAACAAUAGCCCAUUUUACCCCAGUAAAACACGACCCGGCUUCUCACCAUUUAGUAGCGGGAGCGUCUACCCUUCGAAUGGGUACCACGAUCGGAAGCCUGUUUAUGGUCUCGCACGUCCAAUCGAUUACGGAGUGCACGAUUACGAAAGUUCGUACGAUUAUGGGCACGGCGGAUACGGCUUGAACAACCCAUACGGAUCCAAGGACCUCACAAAAACGAUAUGGAUUCCUUUGGCUGGUGCGGCUUUACUGGGGAUUGCAGCUGCGCUGGUCGCUAAUCCAGUAUUGCUACAUCUUGGCGUUAGUGCGGGGAAGCGAAAACGUAGAGAUGCUACAAUGAAUGCGCAUCGCUUAGCGUAUCGUGCUCAAUCCUGGAAGGGCAGCAUAAAGAAAAACUGAUCGAAUUAGUUAUUUGUAUCUCUUGAUCCCCUUGUAGUGUCAAGUUUCGAAUGUAACGUGCAAUUAUGGUUUAGUAAAACAGUACAGAAUACCCACAA